UUACGAGACUAAUAGCGAUGACACAAACCAUUGUGUCCUGAAAAUGUUGCACAGAAUAUCGUUUGACUGCAAAAUGCAUGCAAUGCUAUUCCAGGCCUCAGUGUUCCGCACAUUCCAGCGAAUACUGGCGGACCCGUUGCGAGACUCGGGUGCCGUUAAAGAACUCAAAAGGUUCGCCAAAUUUAUUCUUUCGAAGUUUGUUUUGGCCGCCAAUAAGAACAACAAAAUCUUCUUUGAGUUACUUUUCUGGAAGACUUCCGGCGAAGCCUAUCAGGUGGAGGAGGGAUACCAUACCACUCGCAACCUAAAGGCUGCCAAACAGUUAUGGACUGAAGAGCAAGAACUCGAACUCAAGGUUUUGUUUGAUGAGUACAAGGAUAAGGGCAAUGCAGACAAGGAUUACGUGGAUCUCAUUCUGGAUCACUUGAUUGAUGACACGAAGACUAGAAGACAAGUGAUUAAAGAACUUAAACGACAGGAAAUUUUCGUUGAAAUCAAAAAGAGUAAAAAACGGCCCAAAAUUGAAAAUAAUAAUGUCAACAAAGAAUACAAAAGCAAUGAAUUCAUUGACGACAACAGCGACGACAGUGAAGAUGACACCAGAGUUCCCGAG
Molecule: messenger RNA, 613 nt
Organism: Oppiella nova
Lineage: Eukaryota; Metazoa; Arthropoda; Arachnida; Sarcoptiformes; Oppiidae
Source: the annotation of a GenBank genome assembly